AUGGUCUUGAGACGAGGAGAGUCUACUAGCCGUGGUUGGCGUUCUAAAAGCAAUCAUCGUUGCUGCUUCAAUUCUCUGUUUAGAAACAAAGAAACUAGAUAUGUAUCGGAUUCUGUUUGUUCCACUUCUUCUUCAUCAGCUGGUCAUCGGAAACGGUCCAGCACAUCCGAAAAAGCAUCCUCUGGUUAUGGUUGUUCAGACCCUAAAAGACGUCGUGUUUCAGAACGUAGUAAAAGGCGGAAUCAUAGUUCCCAUGUAUCAGUUCCUAAUUUCAAUCAUACAACGAGCACAUGUAAGGCAGUACGUAUCUCUGGUGAUAAGGGCCGUCCUCGAGACCGUUCUAACAGUUCCUCCUGCAGUGGCAUCGCUCCUAGUCAUGCUACCAAACCUCCGCCUCACCAUCCAACUAAGCGAGAACGGCAGCGUAGUCCAAGUAUCGAAAUCCAUGAUGGGCAUUCAAUGCGCGUUCACUUACAUAAUGGGCAAUUUCCUGGUUCUCCGAGACUCCCUGACAGAGAUGACAAGCAAAUAGCACGUCGGAAGAGAGAAGAAAAGCGUCGCGAUGAAAAAGCACGAAGGAAAGCUAGUCAUGAGCAUCACAAACGCAAACCAUCUGCUAUUGUACCGGUCGGUGACACUAUCAAGCGACGCUUUCGAGUGGAGAAGAUACUAGGAGAGGGUAGCUAUGGGCAAGUUUUUGAAUGUUUUGACUUGUACACAAAUUCGUUGACUGCUGUCAAGGCUCUUAAACCUCAGAGUGAUUAUAGUGAUGCUGCGCGUCACGAGGUUAAUGUUUUAGAAACUAUUGCAAGAUUAGAUGCCAAAGAUCGAUCCCAUUGCAUAUCAUCUAUAGAUUUCUUCGAAUGGCAUGAACACUUCUAUAUUGUAUUUCCUCUACUUGGUCCAAGUGUUUUUACAUUUCUUGAAAAAAAUGAGUACGAACCGUACACCAUUGAACAAUGUGCAAUAAUUAUCCGACAGUUGUGUGAGGCUGUUGCCUUUUUGCAUCGAAAUAAGCUCACACACACAGAUUUAAAACCUGAGAAUAUUUUAUUUGUUGAUGGUACUUACGACGAAGUUUAUGUCAACCAUCGUGGCAGAACAGUACGGCGAAUCCGUAAUCCAUCCAUAAAGCUUAUAGACUUCGGAUCAGCCACUUUCGAUGAAGAUCACCACUCGACUACCAUACAGACACGGCACUAUCGUGCUCCUGAAGUUGUUAUGGAGCUUGGAUGGGAUCGAUCUGCUGAUGUAUGGUCUAUAGGAUGUAUUUUGUAUGAAUUGGUGACAGGACAAUGUUUAUUCAUGACACAUGAUAACCUUGAGCACCUAGCUAUGAUGGAACGUUUACUAGGGACUCUCCCAAAAUGUAUGACAAAGGUGUCCCGUCGACGACGAUAUUUCCGCCAUGGUCGGUUAGAUUGGUCUCCUGCUUCUUCAGAGUCUCGUUACGUUAGGAGAGUUCUGAAACCUCUUGGUGACUACUGGUUUUCUAAUUCUGACCUUUACAAGCGCCUGGCUUUCGAUCUUGUAAAAGAGAUGUUGGUGUACAUUCCGUCAGAACGAAUUACCUGUUCCAGAGCAUUAGAGCAUCCUUUUAUUCUUUCGUUUCAUAGUUGA
This is a messenger RNA of Schistosoma curassoni, 1620 nucleotides long. Lineage: Eukaryota; Metazoa; Platyhelminthes; Trematoda; Strigeidida; Schistosomatidae. The record is from the annotation of a GenBank genome assembly.